Messenger RNA from Labrus mixtus (cuckoo wrasse), 6168 nucleotides. It is a transcript of the gene cpda, whose product is annotated as carboxypeptidase D, a. Gene Ontology annotation, molecular function: zinc ion binding; metallocarboxypeptidase activity. The coding region runs from base 157 to 4254 and encodes 1365 amino acids. Lineage: Eukaryota; Metazoa; Chordata; Actinopteri; Labriformes; Labridae. The record is from RefSeq and is a predicted model, not a curated record. Gene Ontology annotation, biological process: proteolysis. The transcript has 21 exons.
CGGAAAUAGAUGCAAACAGGCAGGCCAGACUAUCUCUGACAGCGAAAAACGUCUGUCGCUGGGGAGAAAAACACUCAUGAAUUAUUAGACCCUGUUUAUUUGUUGUUGUCGUUUAGUAUAAAAGUCCGAAUGGUGUAGAAGUAGAAGAUAAUCAACAUGGUACACGCCUGGCAGCAUUUCUUGACGACGCCGAAACUACGGGUGUCACUUUUCGUCUCUCUUUUCUUUCUUCUUGUCUCCCUUGGUGACGCCAGGACCCGCCGGAAACGAAGCGUCACCCCAUCAACGGAGGAAAUAGUAGAAACUUACAGCAAAUACUACAAUUAUGUUGAACUAACUGGACGGUUACAAUCCCUAGCCCGGAGCUACCCUCACAUAGCUGCCCUGUCUAGUGUUGGUCAGUCUGCGGAGGGCAGGGAGCUCUGGGUGAUGCGGAUCACCAAGGACCCCAACGCUGACGCACCGGGGAGACCGAAAUGUAAGUACGUUGGGAACAUGCACGGAGACGAAACCGUGUCCAGGCAGGUGUUGGUGUACCUAGUGGAGUACCUGCUGACUCAAUUUGGGGAGGAACCGCGUAUUACCGAGCUCGUGGACACCACAGAUAUUUAUAUUAUGCCCAGCAUGAACCCUGACGGCUUUGAGAAGUCCAAAGAGGGGGACUGCAGCGGUGAAAACGGGGGUCGAAACAACGCCAAAGACAUGGACCUCAACAGAAGUUUUCCUGACCAGUACGACGGGACGACUACCAACCCAGAUAAAACCCCCGAGGUUAUGGCUGUCAUCAGAUGGAUCCUGGAGAAAAAAUUCGUGCUGUCAGGGAACCUGCACGGCGGCACUGUGGUUGCCAGUUACCCUUUUGAUGACUCAGCCUCGCACCAGCGACAGGGUCAUUACAGCCAGUCAGCAGAUGACAGUCUGUUUCGCCACUUGGCCUUGGUGUAUUCACAGCAUCAUGAUGUGAUGAAAACCGGUCAACCAAACUGUCCUGAUGCAAUGGAUGAAACUUUUAAAGACGGCAUCACCAAUGGGGCGCAGUGGUAUGACGUACCUGGAGGGAUGCAGGACUAUAACUACCUCUAUGGAAACUGUCUGGAAAUCACCAUGGAGCUAAGCUGUUGCAAAUACCCACCUGCCUCUGAGCUCCAAAAGGAAUGGGAUCUGAACAGGGAAUCUCUACUAGCCUACAUUGAACAGGUCCAUAUAGGGGUCCAUGGCUAUGUGAAAGAGGCCGUCAAUGGCACUGCUCUCCCCAAUGUCAGCAUUGUAGUGGAAAGCAUCCGCCACAACCUGACCACAGGAAAGUAUGGGGAGUACUACCGCCUCCUGCUCCCAGGAACAUACAACAUCACAGCUGUGGCCUCAGGAUACACACCAAUGACGGUGCAGGGAGUCCAGGUCAUGGAGGGCAAAGCCACAGAACUGAACUUCACUUUGGCGUCAGUGGUCAGGGAGGCGGCAGGCAGCCCAACUACCACCACAUCCUCCAUCACAUCCACAAAAGAUCCAGAAAUCUCCACCACCGCCACCACCACCACAUUUACCAACUCCUCUACCUCGACCCAGAACAAUAACAGCCCUCCAGUGAAACCAAAUGAAAAGGAGCCCAUCCAGCCCAUGGAAUUUCGUCACCAUAACUUUGCAGACAUGGAGCUGUUCUUACGCAAGUACAGCAGCGAGUUCCCCUCUAUUGCCCAUCUUUACACAGUUGGACGCUCCGUCGAAGAGCACGAGCUUUACGUCAUGGUCAUCUCAGAUAACCCCACUGUCCAUGAGCAUGGUGAGCCAGAGUUCAAGUAUAUUGCUAACAUGCACGGUAAUGAAGUGGUGGGCCGAGAGUUAAUGCUCAACCUCAUUGAGUACCUGUGCCAUAACUAUGGCACUGACCAGGAGGUCACACAGCUGGUCAACAAUACCCGCAUUCACAUCAUGCCUUCUAUGAACCCUGAUGGUUACGAGGUUGCCAAUGAAGGUGAAGUUAAGGGCUACAGAGGGCGCAACAACAGCAACAAUUUUGACCUUAACCGCAACUUCCCCGACCAGUUUGUCACCAUCACUGAGCCCAGACAGCCAGAGACAAUAGCUGUGAUGAACUGGCUGAAGAGCAUCCCCUUCGUCCUGUCAGCAAACCUCCAUGGAGGUUCCUUGGUGGUCAACUACCCCUAUGAUGAUGACAAGAAAGGGAGGAGUGAAUUGAGCCUGUCCCCAGAUGACAAAGUCUUUCAGCAGGUGUCCAGAGCAUACUCACAGGAGAAUCCUGUGAUGCACACUGGACACCCUUGUGAGGACCUGUACCCUGAUGAAUAUUUUAAGGAUGGCAUCACCAAUGGCGCCAAUUGGUACAAUGUUCCUGGUGGCAUGCAGGACUGGAACUACUUAAACACCAAUUGUUUUGAGGUGACCAUCGAGCUGGGCUGUGUGAAGUACCCCAUGGCCAAAGAGCUGCCGAAGUACUGGGAACAAAACCGACAAGCCUUGCUUCAGUUUAUACACCAGGUCCACAUUGGAGUCAAAGGCACAGUGUCUGACAUCAGCGACGGUGAAGGAAUUCCCAAUGCCACCAUAAGUGUGGAAGACAUAGACCACAACAUCAGCACGGCCCGUACUGGAGACUACUGGAGGCUGCUGGCACCAGGAACUUACUACAUCACUGCCUCCGCCCAUGGUUAUAAAUCCUUGAGGACCUACGCCAGUGUCUCCGGGGAUGGAGUAGAGGUGGUGGAUUUCAGAUUGACACGUAUACACUCGGACCCUAAUGGCCACCCCUCUGAGGGACCCCAGCCCACACAGAACCCAUCUGAGAAGGAGUUCCAGAGCUUAAUCAAGGACCUCUCUCUAGGCCAGGGUUUGGAGCGGCUGAUGAUGAGCACAGCCACCGAGAGCCGCUUCCGCUACAGACGUUACAAAGAGCUUUCAGCCUUCAUGAGAGGCCUCACUUUGAACUUUCCCAAAAUAACUUCUUUACAAAGUUUGGGUCAAAGUAUAGAAUUCAGAACCAUUUGGGCUCUGGAAAUCUCCAACAGGCCAACGGAGUCUGAGCCAUCCGAGCCCAAGCUGCGCUUUGUAGCAGGGAUCCAUGGCAAUGCGCCAGUGGGCACAGAGCUGCUGCUGGAGUUUGCUGCCUUCCUGUGUAUCAACUACGGCAAGAACCCAGCCAUCACCAGGCUGAUCAAUGAGACCCGGAUUGUCAUCGUGCCGUCUAUCAACCCAGACGGACGCGAGUUAGCCAUUGAGAAGCAGUGCACAUCCACUCAGGGCUUAAGCAACGCUCAUGGAAAGGACCUGGACACAGAUUUCUUCGGCAAUGCAUCUCAGCGAGUGGUGGAGGCCCAGCCAGAGACCAGAGCCAUGAUGGACUUGAUUCUAGACAAAGGCUACACUCUCUCUGUAGCUCUCGACGGAGGCUCCCUGGUUGCUACCUAUCCUUAUGACAAGCCUGUGCAGACCGUUGAAAAUGAGGGAACAUUGAAGUACUUGGCCAGUGUAUAUGCCAACAACCACCCCAAGAUGCACCUGGGGGACACUGGAUGUUCAAAUAAUGUAGGCAACAUCCCAGAUGGAGUUAUGAGGGCAGCAGAGAGACAAAGUCACAUGGGGAGCAUGAAGGACUUCAGUAUGGACUUUGGCCACUGUCCUGAAAUCACAGUGUACACUGGUUGCUGUUUUUACCCUCCUGCUGAACAGCUGGCCACACUUUGGGCCGAGAAUAAGAAGGCUCUUGUCAGCAUGCUGGUCGAGGUCCAUAAAGGGGUGCGUGGCGUGGUGAGGGACAGAAGUGGAAAGCCUAUUGUUGGUGCGAUCAUUGUACUGAAUGGAGGAGUGAGAGUCUUUACUCAAGAGGGUGGAUACUUCCAUGCACUGCUGGCUCCUGGUAACCACAACAUUGAAGCUGUUGCCGAUGGCUACCAACAACAACGUCAAGAGGUGGUGGUAUCAUCCUAUGAAGCUGCUAGCUCCAUCAUCAUUGAGUUUGACAUGGACAAUAACAUCUUUGGCCUGCCCAGGCAGUUUGUGGUGGCCAGUGCAGCCGCCUCCAUGACAGCUUUGGUGGUGACGGCAUGCAUCAUCUGGUGUGUGUGCGCGGCCAAGUCCAACCGUCAGAAAGACGGAUUCCACCGUCUGCGGCAGCACAGGGACGAUUAUGAGGACGAGAUCCGGCUCACCUCUAUGGGCUCUAAGAAGUCACUGCUAGCUCACGAGUUUCAGGAUGAGAGUGAGAGCGAUGAGGAGACACUUUAUGCCAACAAAAUCUGAGGAUCGUUGGGUUUUUCAGCUGUUGGUUGUUGUUUUUUUAUUUUGAUCUCCCCCUUUAAUUUAACCCCUGUUCAGUAUGGAACAGGAUGAUUUGCCUCUUUUGAGAAAUGAGUGAUAAAGACACUUUGUUCUAUCACACCAACAAACUCUGUGAUUCACCCACGCGUCACUCAGUCAGUAGUGAUACUCCAGUUAAAGAAGAGUGUCCUGAUUGUGUGAACUGAAGACCUGGCUUUCUUUACUGGAACAGAAGAAAAAGACAAAAGUAAGAUGAUAAAAACAAGGACAGAGUCAUACAUAUUUUUGUCCACUGUGGCCUGCAUCCGUCCUGGUUUUUGAGUCCAGCAGAUUUUUCAUUUCCGAGCCACAUCCAAGUUAUUUUAUACCACUAUCUGUCCUGCCAGGCUGAGGGAUUCCUGCUGAUAAGUCCAAAUAAACUUUUGUUUGGUGGAUGUGUCAUGAACUCUGAAUAGAAGUGUUAAAUCUCAAACUGUCUCCCCUCCAAUAUCAUGCUUUCCUUUCAAUGCAGGAUUGAGCUAGGAAAUUAGAAAUGUAAUCUUAUAUCUGAGGCAGCAUUGCCACACUGAAGUGUCCGAGCCUUUCGAGGAGACUGAAUCCAAUAUUGUGCCUUGGUUUCUGUAAAGUCUACAGUCCACUCAGGCUGUAGUUUGUGACGGAGAGCAGCAGUACAGUGACUAGGUAGCACUUGGUCAUUCUGGAAUGGUAAUAUGAUCCAUCCUGUACUCAGGUGGUAGGACAAGAGUUUAAAGUCUGCUGGGGUCCAACAUUGCACUGCUUCUGUCCAGGCGACUCUGGGUUGGUCGGCUCAGUCGUUUCUGAGCUUUCCUGUGAGUCAGUGUUGUGGGUAAAGUCAUAAUGAGAGCAAGCUUCUCAAAAAGCUUUGAAUCAUCAGGAAGAGCCUGUUACCAAUGAAAUGCUUGAAUGAAUCCCCCUCCUCCCUCCCAGGAGGUCACUCAUGUUUGCAUGGAGGUCACUUGCACUAAAUGAAAAGAAAGGAUUGUCUCAAAUCAUCAGUCAGGAAUAAAAAAAAAAAUCUAUGAAUCUCUAAAACCCUAAUCAUUAAAAGAAUGUUUUUUUUGUUUGUUACAACUUUAGCUUUAUUGUAGUGCAAUCUGAAACUGUCUGUACAUGGAAAGUAAUAUAAAUAUCAUGCAUGUCAAAUUCAAUCUGUACCCUUUUUCUUUGGAACAAAGAUGUUCUCAUGAUUUCUUACAAUAAGGAAUAUGAAUUCAGUUUCCAUUUGACAAUGUUAAACCACCCCCCCCCCCCCCCCCCCCACUCAACAUUGGUUUAAAGUUUAAAAAUGAUUCCUGGUUUGUCCGUCCAUUCAUAAUCAUUGUCCAAAAUGCUGAUUAAUGUAGCGCUAGGCAUCCUCUAUCAAAUCACUGAAACUGCCAACACUCAAAAUUGUCUUUUUCACAUUAGACUGAAUUAAAAAAGUUGCUCUAGAUUAUUAAAAUCAUGUCUCAAAUUCAGAAUGCUUUACAUGAUUUUCAUCAUGUGCAGUCGAAUGAAAUAAUACACACUGGUUCAUAAUUUGUGUUGUUUGCCACUAAUGUUGAGAAGAGAUUCUUUCCUUUUCCUUUAAAAAAAUGCAGCUUUCGUCAUAAAAGUCCGACCUGAUAUCUGUAUAAAGAGACAUUUUUUUAAAAUUAUUUUUCUGUCUCACACAGCUUCUUGUGGAUGCCUGUAUAUGAAAUCUGAGUGUGUGUCAUGAUCACACACGGUUGGUGUGGACAUUUUAUAAACUGGAAUGAGCUGUAAAUAAUGUUUGUCAAAUGUGAAUGGGGAAAAAUAACCAAGAAUGCACAUGACAACACAUUUUAUCGAAACCUGUGUGUGAUCUGAACAAUUACUCAUGACACACAAUGAAAUAAAACACCUCACAGCUUC